AUGUUGCCCACAUCGAACUUGCUGGAAUGCGAGGCUCUACUUGAACCUGACCAACACUAUCCCCUGUACAUAACUGCCAAAAAGUACUGGCUACCGGAAUUUGAAACUCACUGGGAUGACGAGGAAGCAGUCACUCUUGUUUUGCUUCAUUCGACCAGCUUUCACAAAGAGACUUGGCAGCCUACCCUGGAACGUAUCUUCCAGUGUUCUUCAGCACAUUCCGGAAAUUCAUCAAAAUUAUUGAAGAUCAAAUGUGCAUGGGCAAUCGACUGUCCAAACCAUGGUGUAUCUGCUGCUCUCAAUGAGGAUGCACUUCAGCAGGCACCUUUUUACCGCAACUUCGGGUGCCGCAGAUAUGCAGAUGCCGUCCAUAGGUUUAUGUCUGCUGAACAAAGGCUCGGACCCACAUUUGACUUCCGAAGUCAACGUCUUGUCGGAAUAGGUCAUUCUCUUGGUGGAGUCGCUAUAACUAUAUUGCAGAACCUCGAACCGGCCUUCAAAUUUUCCUCUGUCAUCCUCGUGGAACCCAUGCUCAGUCCAACUGCAGAGGCAGUGGAACCAUUGCGCCGUAUUCUCAUCAAAAACGCAUACGAACGAAGAGACGUGUGGCCCUCCCCAGAAUACGCGUAUCAGAACCUGAAAUCAAGAAAGCGAUGUGAACGCUGGGAUCCGCGUGUCCUGGAUCUGUAUAUUAAAUAUGGACUCCGGGUUCACCCAGGUGCGCGUCACCUGCAAGCACCCUACCAUGGUGUCAGCCUAGCAUGCUCACGUGAGGAAGAGGUGACGAUGUACAGAGAACCAGACGGUGCAACCAGACCGGUGCAAGACUUGGAUAAAAUUUGUUCACGCAUUCCCAUCAGCAUCGUGUUUGGAAACGACAAUGAGUACAUGUACGCAGUUUCUACAAACCCAAGCUGA
Suillus clintonianus is the source of this 918-nucleotide messenger RNA. Its product is annotated as Alpha/beta hydrolase fold-1. The record is from RefSeq and is a predicted model, not a curated record. The coding region runs from base 1 to 918 and encodes 305 amino acids. Lineage: Eukaryota; Fungi; Basidiomycota; Agaricomycetes; Boletales; Suillaceae. The transcript is spliced from 5 exons.